Messenger RNA from Rhinocladiella mackenziei CBS 650.93, 1227 nucleotides. RefSeq lists its product as uncharacterized. The record is from RefSeq and is a predicted model, not a curated record. Gene Ontology annotation, molecular function: phosphoprotein phosphatase activity. The transcript has a single exon. Lineage: Eukaryota; Fungi; Ascomycota; Eurotiomycetes; Chaetothyriales; Herpotrichiellaceae. Bases 1 to 1227 code for a protein of 408 amino acids. Gene Ontology annotation, biological process: dephosphorylation.
AUGACCGAACCAAUUACCUCCACCACCACCGGUGAAACCUAUCAGCCUUACACGGACGUCAACCCUCCCCCGCGGCCAAACUUAUCCUACGCAAAUGGAGCUCCCAUGACCGAGCGAGAAAUCGAAGCAGCCGAAGCCGAAGCCAAAGCGGAACGUGAAUCCACCCCCGAACCCAAGGACUUCGGCAUAGCCUUCCCGACCAACCUACCCACUCCGCCCUUCUUGCACGUCCAAGGUGUUCCCAACUUCCGCGACAUAGGAGGCUAUCAAUGCCAACCACCCCCCUCCGCCUCCGCCUCACCGGACAGCCGAUUCUACACUCUUCGACGCGGCAUCCUAUACCGCUGCGCCCAUCCGACACACCUCACCCCGGAAGGCGCCCAAUACCUGACGCAAACCCUCAACGUGCACAGCAUCUACGAUUUGCGGUCUGCACCAGAAAUCAUCCGCCUCGCCAGCACCGUCGCCAACAGCCCCAAGGGCGUCUACCCGCUCGCCAACCCCAACACAGGCUGCGUCGACGACUACCCCGGUCUAACCCGCCACUUCGCUCCCGUCUAUCAAACCGAGGAUUAUGGCCCCGUGGCCCUGGCGACCAAACUCGCAUGGUACACCGCCGAACACGCGCACGACGAGGAAGCCGGCUUUUCUUACUCCGAGGGCUUCGUCAAAGCGUACCGCGAUAUCGCCGAGCACGGCAUCGGCGCCUAUACGCUCAUGUUCCGGCACCUGCUCGAGAAGCCUGACGCCCCGUUCGUCUUCCACUGCACGGCCGGCAAAGAUCGGACGGGUGUCUUUGGAGCCUUGGUGCUCAAGCUAGUCGGCGUCCCGGACGAGACAAUUUGCUGGGAAUACGCGCUCACGGAACCGGGGCUGGGCGCGUGGCGCAAGGAGCUCAUUGACCGUAUUGCACAGACUGGGAUCGGGUCGGGGGGGUCUCGCCCGUCGGAUGAGAAAGUUUAUACGGGGGAUAGGCCGGCUGUCUCGCGUGACGAGGCGGCAAGGAUCUGCGGGAGUCGCGCGGGGAAUAUGCGUGCAUUCCUGAGGACUGUGCUGGAGGGUGAGUAUGGUGGCAUCGAUGGCUAUUUGAUGGGGAAAUGCGGCUUUAGCGAAGAUGAGGUCCGGAGGUUGAGAGAGGUUUUGACGGUGCAGGUGGAGGAUCCGAAGGACGUGGUGCAGAUGUGCGGUAUUGAGGGCUGGACUCCUGAGGGGGGUGUGGUGGAUUAA